AUGCCGACAACGGAACCGGAUGCACACACUGCAGAAACCAUCCGCAACCCCCCCAGCCGUUGCAACCUGGAGAACAGCCACUUGGCGGAUGGUCCGCAAACAAAUUCAGCACCAAAACGGCGCCCUCGUGCAUGUCAGGCGUGUCGGGAUAUGAAAAUUCGCUGCAUCCCAUCCCAUGGGCGGCAAGCUUGCAAAGCAUGCGCCAAAGUCAGCCGGGUCUGUGUGGUGGCAGGGCCAGCUCGCUCAAGUCAGCGGCGAGCACCAAUAGUCGCUGAGCUUGAGAAGAAGAUCGAUGCUUUGACCGCGUCCCUGAAAGCACAAGCACAGAAAGAACGAACGGCACCAGCGGGGCCACUUGUCGCAGAGCCAGUCAAUGCUGGUAUGGUGUACAACUCGCAUGCCUCUGAAUCUGGCGCAGAACCUGACGCGGAACGGGAGCUUCCUUCUAGCGAAGUCGUGGACGAAGAAUGUCAAAGCUUCCGAGACGGUGAAACGGACUCUGGCAACGAUGUGAUUGAUCGUGGGCUAUUGAGCCUGGAAGAGGCAUCCCAAAUAUUCACUCGGUUUUUUUGCGAGAUUAACCCACUGUGUCCGAUGGUGGCUUUUUCGAAUGACACGUGCCUACAAAACAUGCGCCGGAGCAAGCCGACCCUGCUGCUUGCUAUUCUUGGCGUUUCAAGUGGGAGUAUCCUUCCCCAACUGCAACCGAUUCUCGCUGUGGAGUUGGCACGUCAGGUUGCGGAACGGGUCAUGUUUCGCACGGAGAAAAGCGUGGACCUCGUUCAGGCUAUGCUAGUUUACGCAGUGUGGCAUCUUAAACAUCGUGAAACCAAAGAUAUCGGCUUCAAUCAGUACAUACAUUCUGCUGCGGUUAUGGCAAUGGAACUUGGCCUCGGAAACCGGCCCAGUGCCAGCCCAGUCAAAACAAAGGAAGAUGAGGCUGAGAUGCGGCGAACUUGGCUCACCUGCUACUACACAACUCAAAUGGCUUCCACAAUCCUCCGCAAUCCCCCGUUAAUUCGAUUUUCGCCAUACAUUGAUGAAUGUCUUAAGUUCUUUGGCGACAGCCCCGCAGCUGUUCCGACAGACAUUACCCUCUGCACAAUGAUGAAGCCAGUCAACUCGUGGUCGAGCAUGAUCCCAGAACACAAUAUCAUCUCCAUUCUUUCAAUAAAAGACUCGUCGAAUGGAAAGAGAAUGCCACUCGAAGCAGCAAUCCAAGUGCGUACCAUGAUCACUGUCAAUUUAAGUAUCUCAGUAAUUCUGAUGACUGACGCAGAUAUGCUCGACCAUAUGUUUGAGAUUGGCCGUCUGUUCGUGCAUGAGAUCGCUGUUCGUUAUAAUACCACUUCUGACCCAAAUUCAACACCGCCUCCCGUCACCGCAACGCACAUCGAAGCAUUGACCACUUGCGUUGUUAGCAUUAGUGGAGCACUGGAAUCUUUCCUUCGAUUGGACUCGCGAGUAUACCGUGUGAUUGAUUGCCCAUACAUGACUUGGACUCUGUACGCCGCUAUUGUAAUGGUGCGGCUGUCAGAACUACUUCAUUCGCCACUGACCAGAUUGGGGGAUGUGUUCCUCCCCGACAUGAAGACAAAUUUCUAUCUCAGCGCAAUAAUCCGGAAGCUAACUGUUUUGUCUGAAUCAGACGCCAAUCCAACCGCACAGGGCUUCUGUGGCGGAUUUAAACGAUUGCAGUCUUGGCAUACUCAGAGAAGCAACAGUCAUUCCAUUCCAGAUCUAAUCAACGGAAUCAAAUCUAGCUUGGGAAAGAGCAGGUCAACUAGGAAGCAAAAUUCAGGGACGGAACACCCUGCUCCUGACGGUACAUUCAGUCAUGGACUGGAGUUGCAGACAGGAGAAGUUCUGGCAACGCCAAAUUCACCUGUCAAUUCCGAUUCCUUAUUCCAAAAUCAUUCGCCAUUCAAUCUCGCUAGCUGGAACGUGGCGAUGGAGGACUCGACUGGUUUCGAACCAUUCCUCAAUAAUGUAGGGUUUUGGCUAGAGGCUUAG
Molecule: messenger RNA, 2013 nt
Organism: Penicillium arizonense
Lineage: Eukaryota; Fungi; Ascomycota; Eurotiomycetes; Eurotiales; Aspergillaceae
Product: Zn(II)2Cys6 transcription factor
Exons: 3
Coding region: 1-2013 (670 amino acids)
Biological process (GO): DNA-templated transcription; regulation of DNA-templated transcription
Cellular component (GO): nucleus
Molecular function (GO): transcription cis-regulatory region binding; DNA-binding transcription factor activity, RNA polymerase II-specific; zinc ion binding
Source: RefSeq, a predicted model, not a curated record